Messenger RNA from Venturia canescens, 9775 nucleotides. It is a transcript of the gene Eip78C, whose product is annotated as Ecdysone-induced protein 78C. Gene Ontology annotation, biological process: regulation of DNA-templated transcription. The transcript has 8 exons. Lineage: Eukaryota; Metazoa; Arthropoda; Insecta; Hymenoptera; Ichneumonidae. Bases 576 to 2126 code for a protein of 516 amino acids. The record is from RefSeq and is a predicted model, not a curated record. Gene Ontology annotation, molecular function: sequence-specific DNA binding; zinc ion binding; nuclear receptor activity.
CACGCGGACGGGCGUGAGAAUAAAGAAAUCCCCCUCUCGCCCGUAAAAAUCAACCCCCGUUGUCGUUUUUCGUGUUAAAAUAGCCGAAAUUCAUAUAGUCCGCGGAACAGAAUAGAGGAAGGCGUUUUUCGAAGUAAACAGUUUGUUUUGUCAACAAAUAUCCCUUGUAUUCCGAGUUGUUUAUCCGUGUAGUGAGUCUCGAGCCGGAAGUUGAAGUAAUUUUCCUCGAGUCAAAGCAAGCGCUGUGGUGUCUUCGGUUUCGCACAAAUUCUCGUUACACACGAGUGUCGACUUCCUUUGACGUUUAUUCUUUGUUUUUUUUUGGAUAACACGGCGGUACAGUUUCAAUGUAUUAUUUACCCUUGAACAUCAACUCUUCAGAGCAGGCUAACCGUUGAACGAAGAAAGUUAUCGCGGCUCAGUCUCUCGUAAACAUAUCAGUCUUGUUUAUAAACGCUCCUCAAAAAUAAUUCUUUUUUAUCGAAAAUAAUAACAAAGAAAACAACACACUAUUUGACCGUGAGAAGCAUAUACAUUUCCACGUAUCGGAAUAACUCAAUUCUCAGGCAUGUACGAUGAUGGACGUGGAGGAAACGAAUACGGCCUCCACUGCGAGCUCCUCAUCCAGACCGUCCAGUCCCGCUGCGGACUCGACUUUUAUCAGUGUGAAGCAAGAGCCGAACACGGAGGAGCCAAACAGCCCUCUGGAGGCCAACAGUCCUGGCUCGAUCCUCCGCAACAACGAGCAACAUUACGCCGCCGCAGACUCGAACAGCUCAACGCCCGCUAAGAGCUUCGUCCCUUGUAAAGUUUGCGGGGACAAGGCCAGCGGGUAUCACUACGGAGUCACCAGUUGCGAGGGCUGCAAGGGUUUCUUCCGGAGAAGCAUACAGAAACAAAUCGAGUACAGGUGCUUGAGAGACGGCAAGUGUCUCGUUAUAAGAUUGAACAGAAAUCGUUGUCAGUACUGCAGAUUUAAGAAGUGUCUGGCCGUGGGAAUGUCCAGGGAUUCGGUACGAUACGGGCGCGUGCCCAAACGUUCGAGGGAACGAGGCCCCGAGGACACCGUGGCCUCGACGACGACGAGCGUAACCGGAGGAGUGCAGCAGCUGGCUUCCCCCACAAACAACAAUAACAACAACAACAACAACAGCACAAAUAACAACAACAAUAACGUUAACAACAACAACAACAACAACAACAAUAACAACAACAACAAUAACAGCAACGCAAACAACAACAAUAGUCAAGGGCAAAACAUGGUCCCGCGAGUCCCACCAGCAGCCGUCGUCGAGGCCGAUCAGUCCGAUGCCGACGGCAAACAGCUCGCCGUCUACGACGUCAUACUCCAGGUCUCACAAGCGCAUCACGCACACUGCGGAUUCACGGAAGAAUCGACGAGGGGAAUCGUCCGGAAACCCAUGAUCAUACCCCCGGCGAGUCCUGAAGACCCGGAAGCAGCUUCCUCGACCGCCGAGACUGUUGAGUCUCAGAGAAUUUGGCUCUGGCAACAAUUCGCAACAAGAGUUACCCCGUCGGUCCAGAGGGUCGUCGAGUUCGCGAAAAGAGUGCCAGGCUUCUGCGACCUCACUCAGGACGACCAGCUCAUACUCAUAAAAGUCGGCUUCUUCGAGGUUUGGCUCACUCACAUCGCCAAAAUGACCACCGACAGCUCCAUGACCUUCGAAGAUGGCACUUACAUCACGAGGCAACAAAUUGAACUCAUGUAUGAGCCGGAUUUCGUGACUGGACUGAUGCAAUUCACGGGGGCUCUAAAUGCUCAUCAGCUCUCGGAUGCCGAGCUCGGAUUGUUUUCCGGUGCAGUUCUGCUGAGCGAGAGGCCCGGUUUGAACGACGUCAAGGCCGUCCAGAGACUUCAGGAUCGUUUACUCGAAGCUCUCCGUAUUCAAGCUGGAAGAAGUCUGAGCACCGUCGGCGAUCCUAAUUCGCCGGGAAUUACACCCGGUGUCGUUGGCGUCGCUCAGAGGAUACCCGAGUUACGAGCUCUCGGCACGAGACACGCCAAUCUUCUCGAAUGGUUCCGCAGGAAUUGGACGAAAUUGAAACUACCGCCUCUCUUUGCCGAAAUAUUUGACAUUCCCAAGUGCGAGGAGGAUCUUCAGUGAGCGGAAAUCGUCGAAACUACGCGGAACAGAGAAACAAAAUUGAACGAGUGAGGAAAAAAGAGAGAAUAAAAAAAACGUUUGGAACGCUCAAAGCGACGCGGCAUUGUCGGCGGCUUUGCUCGGAGGGUAACCCGCAGUGGUUAUUGGAACGUAUGUGCUUUUUCGUCCGGAAACAAUUCCUCUUCGUCCCCCCGAGAGCACUCGAAGGUGCGAAAACGUAACUCGGAAUCGAUAUCGUCGACAAUCGAGACGUGGCCUCGUGUCGAAAGUAACGAGAAAACGCAUUACCAGAGAUUCGGUGAUUUUUCUUACUUUUUUUACACUCACACUAAUUUACAUUGAGGGGCGGGAGGAGGUUGAUCCUCAAAAUCGAUCUUCGAGAGUGCUCGCAGUCCUCGGACCUGAGAAAUUACAUUUAUGGGAGAGAGAGAGAGAGAGAGAGAAAGGUGUAAGUUUGAAAAUCGACAAUCACGAGUGAUCAUUAAAUUUCGCUUUAAAAUUUUAUAUUUAUUUAUUUAUUAUUAAAAACAUAACUGUUUGUUGGUUUUUCUAUUCUACAUUAUUGUUUGCCUCCGAGUGACUCGUCGACAAAAUAUUAUCGAACCGUCUCAGUCUCGUCCUGAAAGUGGGAGCGGAGCUCAGCAAUAUAUUAACACUCUCCAUUGCUCGAUUAUUCAUAUUAUAAAUAAGCGAACAAACAAAAAAUUCAAAUAUUCGAUAAGCUCUGUGAAAACAAAUAUUUAGAGAUUUCAAAUGAAGAAAGAAAAAAAAAACAAAAUAAGAAACGAAAAAAUUGCUCGCUCUGCGAUCGAUCUUCAAAUCGCAUAUCACACGAAGCACAAUUGCGUCUUGGGAACUCAAAUUGAGCUCUCGCCUACGUAUUACGAAAGCUCGACACACUCGAAACUGUUCUACUUCAAGUUCUAAAAUAAACGUAGGGCUUAGGUGAAUCGAGGAGGAAAUGAAAAAAAAAAGAUAAAAAAAAAUGGAAAGAAAGACAGAAGAGCAACGCAAACUCGAUAAAAGGUCGAUGGAUAAACGUCAUUUAUCAGGGUUUUAAAAUGAGUUCGGUACCUAUCGAUAAUCCUAUUAUUAAGGAAAAGAAAAAUAAAAUAAAAAAUCUAUUGAACCUCCAUUACGUUAAGAAUUGGAGGCUGAGGAUAUUGCCGAGACGAUCGAACGAAAAUAAGUAAAAAAAAUGAAAAAAAUACGUGAGACAAUUUACAAGGCGUGUAGUUCAGACUAAAAUUAAGCAAAAUAAAAAGAGCAAGAGGAUAAAUAAACACUACGAUUAAAAAAAAAAAAAAAUCUUCUUAUAUAGCGUAUCUCCUUAGGUGCAUGCGCUGCGAAUUUCAAUCUAUGCAAUCUAUUUUUAUUACUCGACGUAGAAUAGUUGAAUUAUCCUAGAAACUGCCGAUGUGUGUAUAGGAUUUUUCGUGGAAUCUAUCAUGAAAAAAAAAGAAGAAAAAAGCAAAACAAGAAUAUACGAACAAGAGAUAACGAAAAAAAAGGAAUUUGAUAAUCGAGCGAUCUCGAAGGGAGGGGCUAACUCUCGCGACGGUGAACGAUCGGCCGUUGCUCUGAACUUGUAUAAAUUCAACAUAUCCACUUAAAGAAUCCAACAUAUCGGAUACCUUGGUACGUCCGGAGCAUAAAAUCGUCUUUUUUUCUGCCAAGGUAUUAUCAUUAUUACGAUCAUUAUCUUUGUUAUUAUUAUUAUGAUUAUUAUUAUCGACUCUAUCACAAUCAUGAUCAUCAUUGCGAUUAUUAUAAAAAUGAUUAUAAUAAUUAUCAUGAUAUUUUCUUUUCUUUUGUUCAAUAUCUUUUGUAGAUUUAUUGAAAGGCUGCUGUUGUUGAUACAAAUAUAUUUACGUCGGAAAAUUCGAUCAGUUAGCUUAUCUCGAGAGACUCUAUUUCUCAGCCGAGUGAUUUGUUUUCCUGUUUAUUCAGGAAUAAUAUUAAAAUAAAAUCUUUGAUAAAUCGCGGACGAAUCUUUGAUGCUCUCAGCAUUUAAUAUAAGUUGAUAAAAAAACACUCUCUGACAAUGACUAGAAAAUAAUGCCUAUGUUAUACAAAUAUAUAUACAUAUUAUCCAUAAUGGAAUUAUAAUUAUUCGAGAUUUAGGAAAAUUAAUGUUGAAUAGUGUUGUACUUAAUUAACGAUAAUUUAUCAUAUUGAAUAUAUCUAUAUGUAUAUUUGUGUAUACAUAUAUAUCACACGUAUAUAUGUAUAUGUAAAUAUAUCUUCGCAAUAUAUAUGAAAGAUUGACUAAACAAAAAACGACAACUUUCAAAUUUAAGCGCUCACAUCAAGUUGUGAAUAAACAUAUCAUACCUAAUUAAUAUAUUGGAGGAGAAGAAAGGCAUAUUACACUUUAAUAUAAUAUUCAUAGGUGUAUAUAAUAACUCACAUAUAUAUGUAUACAUAUGGAUAUUUGGAGAUCUAUAUUUAUACGUAUGUAUAUAUAUAUAUAUAUAUAUAUAUAUUUAUGUGUGUACGCAUCCAGGAUGCCCAGGUCAAAUGGUUUGGAAUGUAAACUUGGAUUUUGGUUGAAAUUUCGAGUAGAAGCUGCAAUAAUUCUGGAGAUAACGACUUGGUUUUUCAAAUUUAAUUUCUUGAGAGACUUUCAGGGGUAAAUUAUUGGGAAUAGAAGUCGAGCUUUUUGUAGAAAAUUUUGUCAUCUUCAAUUUUGAGCCCAUGCAUUCAUGCUCUAUGUCCGGACGUUUUGAAAGUAUACGCAACUCUUGGAAGAGUUGCACAUGCACACGUGCACAUUGGUCCACUGUAAUCUAAUUAUGAAAUGGUUUAUUGGAGUCUUCAAAAUGAUAUUCUAAGUGGGUCAGAAAUUGCUACUGAAUAAUAUUCAGUAUCCUGGCUACUAGGACCGAGGUGAAUUUUCGAAUCGAAAUUUCGUCCAAAAUUCAAGGUUUUUCCAUUGACCUUUUAACUCGUUCCAUCCUUGAUACAGAUAAAUAUGUAUGACCAUUUACGAAAAAGUGAAAAAAAAAAAAAAAAAAUCCAUCACGUGCAAUAAAGUGCACGUGCAUCGAGGUUGGAUUCGUACUUUGCGGUAGCGUGAUCUUUCUGUGUGACCGCUCGAUAAAGUUUUCAAACUCGUAUAAAUGAAUGUGGAAAAUCGUAGCACGAAACACGUUUUUCCCCCAAGGUUUUUUGAGCUCACGUCAAAUGGAUUUUCCUCGGUUUUUAAACUCUGUCGACGUGAUUCGAUUUCUUACACCAAAUUAUCACUUCCACGUACUCCGGAUUCUUAUAAAAGUUUAAAAAUUUUUUAUCAACUUUGUCAACAAGCUUGAAUUCUAAUGAAUUUUUAUCAUUUACAAAAUACCAAAUUAUUUCAUUUUCAUAUAUACGAUGAUUGAAAAAUACCGUAAGAUUUGUAAGGACGGAUCUGAUGCAGCGUACGAUUAUAGAUAUUAGAGGUCAACGUCGUAAACGCACGGGUGACAAGUAAUUCAAAAUUUCUAGUCUUGAUAACCUUUUUUUGUUCUCCUUCUAUUAUUUUCUAUCUUAUUCUGUUCCGCCGAGCUAUUAGAAGUCAUGAUACGCAUAUUCGAGUAUGGUUAUUGAAGAAAAAUUUGUUAAAACGGCCAAAUACUUCAUUAGUAGUAGGAGUAAAAUUAACGACUCGUUGCGAAGGCUCCGAGAGAAGUGAAGAAAAGCUAAGUCUUACAAUCCUCUUCUUUACGUGUGUAGUAACGAUCGAGUCUAAAGAUCGAUCGACGACUUCGUCACUCGCUUCAUCAAUUUCCAACUACUCGUUUUUUUUCUCAUUUUAAGCCUCGAGCUUUCGGUCAUGGUGCUCUAUAACCAUAGUUCUCGAAAAUUAUUUCAUCAUUUACCAAUCCCCAUGCAUGUAUGGGAAUAUGUAUGUGUGAGAUGUGCCAGAACUCGUUGCCAAGAUAAACAGAGUUGAAGAGCGUGUCAUCUUGAAGAAAGUCUCUGGACGUGUUUCUCUAGGAUGCUCCAUUGGCCAGAUAUUCGGUGUUCAUCGAUAGCCAAUCGGAGGCGUUGUCGAGCGAAAGCAUUGAGCUGUUAAUCGUGGAGAAAAGCCUCCAAGGACUUUUCCCUUCGAAAUUGCAUUGUCUAACUGCUGCCUAAAGUUACAUUACGAUUUCCGGUAUAUCUUGUACAUAUAUAUAUAUAUGUAUAUAUGCACUCAACAUAUGAUAACUUCGAUAAAUGCUCUAAUAAUAUGUGCAUACACACACGAUUUACUCUGAACAUGCAACAAAACGCAAUGAAUAUAUUAUUAAUAAAAUGAAAUAAUUGACAAGAAAUAAUUGUAUAGAAAAUGGCCGACAGCCAAAAGAGGAGGGGAGAGAUGGUGAUUAAUUGUUUUUAACGAUUUAAACAAAAGGAAUAUAUAUAUGCAUAUUCUAUAAAUACAUAUAUCGACUAUGAUAUAUUAAAUAAAAAGAGGAAUAAAUAAAUGAAGAAAAAAGAAAAUACUACAAACGACUGCUCUAUACUGCUAAAGUACAAAUGUUUCGUUUAAUUAGUUUAUAAACGAACUGUUCGUUAGUGUAAUUAGAUUAUUAAACAUUUUUUCGUAUAUGAAUAUAUUUACAUUUAUAUUUAUUUGUGAUGUUAAUGGGUCCGUGCGAUAAAAAAGGGGAAAAACAAUGCGACGCACUUGACAUUUUGUUUGGAAUAAACCUAUUUUGAGCCACACACACACACACACACACACACACACACACACACACACACACACACACACACACACACACACACACACACACACACACACACACACACACACACACACACACACACACACACACACACACACACACACACACACACACACAGACACACAGGCACGUGCUGAAGAGCUUGUAUCGCACACAUCCGUUAAUUUUCAUAAAUUUUUGCAAAGAUUCGAAGAAACUAAAAGAUUUUUGUUUUCCUCUCGUAUUGUUUUCCUCCCGUGCUACAAUACUCUUGACUCUUCGGGUAUGCUUUUUCGUGUUAUUGUUCCGAGAUAAUAGUUGCUUUAUUGGAGGAAUGAAAUCAGAAGGUUGCAACGAAAAUGAAGAACCGGUCGAAUUUUUGUUCGUAAUUUUCUAAGUAAAUGCGAGAAAAAUGUAGGAAUAAAUGAAGAAAAAACAAACGAGAAGCUCGGAGCUGAUUAUGCGAUGUACUAAUGCGACAAUCAAUCGAACGAUGCUGUAAACGAAAGACGCGCUAAAAUUGUUUAUCGGUUGACUGUAUAUAUUUCAUAGACUUACUGAACGCUGAUGACGAAUUAUAUGUUAAAAGUACGAGUUGACGAGGAUAAAAAAAGAAAAGACGAACCUCAAGGGAAGGGAGAAAAUAAUCAUUCUGAUUGUGUGUUUUCUCAAACGGCGUUUCAAGUUCGAUUUAGAAAAUUCUCUAUUCUUGCAGUCGUAAAAUUCGCACUCUCAUCGUUUUUCGAGCAGAGUUUAAAGAAAAUAAUAAUGAAAUAAAAUCUUCUAGAUAAAAAGUUGGUCGAUUCUCAAAGCGUUCUUCUGCUAAAUUCGUAUACACAUCGUAUACACGUAUUGAAUAUUUAUAGGAGCAUAUGGUUAGGGAAGAAACAAAACAUAUCGAAUGAUCUUGUCAAAAUUGUAUCGUCUCUUGAUUCGUUUCACGAAUCGAUUCCUCUCACGAUCUCGAGUUCGGUAUAUUCUUCACUGAAGGACCGCGUUAUUAUUACGUUCAACGAUAUUAAAAGUGUCUGCGUACCUUCCAUGUUAACGGUUUGAGUGUGAAAAAAGGAUGCAAGAUUGAGGGAAUACGUAAAAAAAAAUUGAAAAAAAGUAUAAGUGAAAGCUCAUGAAAUGACAAUGUCUCGGUUUAUAAAAUUAGCCUUUUUCAACUACGAAUAUACGAGAUAAGAAAAUAAAAAACUGUGUUUGCACAAACUCGCGUUUCUGGGAUUAAGUAUUAGGACUGUGAACUUUAUCAUUUUCGCCAUCGUUAAUUUUUGUAUAAGUAUUUAGUGAGGGGAGGAAAGAAAAUGAGAAAAGAGUCGUUAUAAAAUGGAAUUUUGAGUGAUUCGUCGAUGAUUUAUCGCAGCUCACUUUCUUGCUCACGUAAACUUAUAAUGCAUGUUGAAAGAAAAAAAAAAGAAAAACAAAACGUGUACCGUAUUGCGCACACCACUUUCAUCGUGUCACAGUGAUCGUCAUUCUUUUAUUUUUCAUCGCAUUUUCAAAACAUUGCCAUUUGCCUCGUAGCAGAAAUCUUGAGUGUGUGAGACAAGAAGAGAAGGAAAUAAAGUGACACUAAAAUUGUGUGUAACGCGAGAGAGAGAGAGAGAGAGCGAUUAUGAAUUAUUGUAAAUCGAAAAUAUGUACUUGGUGCCAAUUAAAACUCUAAUGUUUAAACUAUGUAUUAGGAAAGAGAAGAAAGACCAUGAGGCAAUGUGAGGUAGCGAUCGUAAAAAGCCCACGAAAUUUAAAUCUAGGACAUGUAAAUUGUAAUUCGAGUGUGUUUGAUCCUACGGGAGAUCUAAAAAAUCCGAGACAUCAAUUGUACUUAGAAUAUCGUUGCCUCCGAGAGGAUUGUGUAGCACGGCAAUAAAAUUAAUAAAAAAAGGAACAUCCACUAAUGAAAUGAAACGACGAAAUAACGACGUUCUCGUAGUAAGCGAUCUCUUACACUUUUUAUCAGGCCUCUCCCAUGGUCCAUUUGCAGGAUGAAACGUAUAUAUAUACAUUAAUAUAUAAAUAUCAUUGUUUUCGUGAAAAAAAUUGGGGCGCGAGAGGUGUUUGAAUUGGCAUGAGACAUACAAUCACUCGCUGUAGAAUUGUAAAAAGUAUUCAUGAAAAUCGUUGCAUAUUUUUCUGCGCGGCUACGUUAUACUCAAAAGUCUUUAAUUUACUUACGAAUAUUAUACAACAUAGUUUGCUCAUAACGAUGUUAUAUCUGUUCGUCAUCGAUUUAUCGAGGCCGAUCUCGUCCAAUGAACGUUCCUCCUUGCUACUAGUAACCGAGGAAAUGGUUAUUGAAAGUUGAGCACCUUUGUCUCGAAAUUUCGAUUUUAAGGAUCAAGUACGAUGAUUUUCGAGUUUUUGUUUCGCCCCAAUGACGAAUCAACAACUCUGGACUAUAGAAAUAUCUCACUGGCUCUCCAUCCGGCCUCGAUAUUUUUUCGUACGUGCAAUAAACACACGCAGACGGAUAUAAAUCGCGAUUGCGAUUUCACGAGUUCAAUCAUUAGUUUUUAAUUCGCGAGAUCUUGCUGCGAUCUACGAUUUGUGAGAGAGCGAGAGAAAGCGUUGGAGAAAAAUAAAACUGUGUAUAAAUACAAACUUCAUUGUACACACGCGACACAACACACUGACUUUUUUUAUCAAUAUUAUAACGCGACGAAUAUAUUUUCAUUGUUAUAUUUGAGUUUACGAAACUAUAAGCGCUAUUACGAAUUCGUAUGUCUAUCUUAAGUUUAUUACAUUUAAAUAAUAUAUUGUACGCUCAUUCAUCUAUUUUCGAUUAAACCUAUUUACCUUCUCCUGCGAUCCGAACUCUUUCUUCACUCCUGUUUUCCCCCAUCCUCAAAGUGUAUCUCAUAUUUCCCUCUCGAGAAAUGGUGUUGUACUUUUUCAUAUAAAAGGCAUAGCCGAAAUAAAUAAUGGGGUUGGAAGACUUGAAGAAUUCAA